CGUAACAAUUUAGUUUGGCGUACGGGGUAUGUGGUUAGCUAAUAAAAAUGUUAGCCGUGAAUCUUAUGGAGUUGUUUCUAGUAUUUCCACGAGUCAUCUGCAUCUUGCGCCUGUCCUCUGCAAUUCAUGUAGCCUAAAUAUCCAUCAGAACCGAGAGCGGUGUAGCAGCUGGCAUUGACACUUGAAUAGUUGUCAAUGCCACUAAACUUAAUUUUCUGUUGUUGACUAAAUAUAAUUUAGACUUUUGGAAGCUGAUUACGUAUAGCUGUCACAAACUGGUACGGUCUGUAUUGAUGUUAGGCAUUUAAGGUAAACAUGGUGAAUUAGACUUGGUUUAGCGACAUAUUUAUAAUAUCAAGAUAAACAAAAUCCAUAGCAAUUGAUUACGAUUGAAGAGGAAAUGGUUCUUUCAUUUCGUUGCUAUUGCACUAGGUUUCACUUUUUAGCUUCUCAAUGAUGAAAUGAAAACGAAACUAUGAGUUUCCGUUUACAUUUUCUGAUGUCAUAGCGUCACACUGGCUGCUUUUAUAUUGGGAGCACAGGAUACAAGAAACAGAAAGCUUUUGUCGGCGUUGCAGCUCUGACCAAUGAUGGGAAGUGAAUAAAGUUCUGAAAACCAGAUGCCAUCAUGAUCUGCUGGGGAGAAACCACUCUUAGGGAAUUUGCAGAAAAAGGCAAGAUAACUGCCGUAUCUGCUGGGAGACGCAUCAUUGCUGUUGUCACAGAAAAUGGACAAGGAAAAUACUGUUUACAGUGUGACACAAGUGAAACACGAAACAGACGAAAGCCAGGGAACUUGACAUUGAAGGAGGAGAAAAUCGACUCACUGAGCUGUGGAGCUGAUUACAUUGUCAUGAUCUCAAAGAAGGGAAACGUUUUCCAGCUAGACUUGGAAAGAAAACGUCACAUUUUCAGAUGUCACAGUGCACUGCUUGGCAAACAUGUGAUACAGGUGGUCUGUGGGGACCGUCAUACCAUUGCACUCUGCAGAGAUGGACAGCUCUUCACGUGGGGGGGAAACUCCCAUGGACAGCUGGGACAGGGGGAGGGAAAGCGUGACCUCCGGACCCCUGAGCCUGUCUUCUCCCUGUCAAGGGUUCCCCUGGCUAUGAUCGCUGCUGGCGGGGACCACAGCUUUGCCCUGACUCUCUCUGGAACUGUGUUCGCCUGGGGCAAAAACAGCUCCGGGCAGCUCGGCGUGGGAGAUAAGGAAGAUAGAUGUGAUCCCACUGUGGUUAAAAGCCUAAAUCUGAAGAGGACUGUCUUCGUUUCCUGUGGAGAGGAGCAUACUGCAAUUCUGACCAAGGGGGGCCUGGUGUUCACGUUUGGGUCCGGAGAGUACGGCCAGCUUGGACACAGCUCAGACAGAGAGGAACUGCGACCUCGUCUGGUGGCUGAACUCUGGGGGGCAAGGGUGACCCAGAUAGCCUGCGGAAGGCAUCACACACUGGCGUAUGUUGCGUCCCUGAAAACGAUAUACUCGUUUGGAUGUGGAGAGCUAGGGCAGCUGGGAAGAGGACAGGCUGGCAGUCAGAAUGUUCCACUUCCUGUUCCGCUGGCUCCAGGAUUUGACGGUGGAAUUGGGACCAUUUUGGCUGGAGGAAACCUGUCAUUCUGCUCUCUUGAAACGCUGCCUUGUCCCAGAAAAAUCUUGACUGUGGAUGAGAAAUUAAUUGACAAAUGGACCUCAGAGUGUGAUUCAAAACGAUGGAAAACUCUAAAAAGGGAGAUAAUACAGACUUUUUCAUCUGCAUCAACUCUCAAUGGUAGCUUUCUCAAUCAAAGUGGCGAUCGGCAUUACCAAACCACAGUGGCGAAUUCAGGUCUGGACUUGUCUCUAGCACGUCUAGCCUUCGAGAAGCUGGCAAAGAAUAAAAAAUUGUUGAAAGAGGUGGGAUCGGUGGUGCGGGACACACUGCUUCGCUCCCUGAGCGACGAACCGCCUGGUGUGGAAGACCUGAGAGUCUAUUUGAUCCUGCCUGAACUUCUGAGGGUCCUGCCCAUGGACAGAGACCUCUGUGUGAAUUUUGCUGAAGCAGUCGACAGACUGCAGCCACACUGCCUGAAGAUCCUAGAGGGUUUAUGGUCAAAACUUCCACAAUCCUUCUUCAAGUCCCUGGUGGAGGUGAUUCGCUCGGCGUGCACAUGGUUCCUUCACCAGUUGAGGACAGAGCUGGAAGAUUUCAGGAUCCCCGUUGAGAAGACAGCAAAAGUUCUUCAGAAGCUGUAUGAGGUGAACUACAACUCUGGCAGGAAGAUAGAGGACAGAAACUUCUACAUCAACGAGAUGAAGCUCUUCUUUCAGUCUUGUCUAGAAUGGUCGCCACCGGAUGGAAACAUCAUUUACCGCAUGUUACAAUUCAUGUUCAGAAGGUUGGCCUUCUACCGAUGCAUCUUUGACAUGGAGACAAAACGCAUGGUCUUCAAGUUUUUUACGAAUAAUUGUUCUUGUCUAUCUCCUGUUUGUUUGCAGCAGAAUGCCCUUCCUUUAUUGCCGAAUUAUCUGUUUGUGAACAGAAGGACCCUUCUGACAGAUACCUUUCAAGGACUGAGAAACAAAGCCCGUGACUACCGUUGGCCAUUAAAGGUAAAAUUUGAAAAUGAGGAUGGUAUUGAUGAAGGAGGUUUGUCUCGGGAGUUCUUCACUCUCGUUGCAAGGGAAAUUCACUCAUUGGAGCCAAAGAUGCUGGAGGUGUUUGACUCAAGACUUGUCUGGUUCAUGCCUGAGGGCCUCCGUGACAGCGAUGCUUAUCGCUUGCUUGGGCUUCUCUGCGGGAUGGCGCUGUACAGCCAGUGUGUUGUGAAUUUCAACUUCCCACUGGCGCUUUUUAAGAAAUUGUUGGGUUUUAUGCCGACUCUGGAAGACCUGGAAGAACUCUCUCCCAUCGAAGCCAGGAGCUUGCAACAAGUCCUAGAUGAAGACGAAGAUGUUUUGGAGCUGUUGUAUUUGGAUUUCACGGUUAAAGGCCACGAAAUAGUUCCAGAUGGAAGAGAGAUAUCAGUAACCAAAUCCAACAGGCGGCAGUACGUGGAAGCGUAUGUUGAUUUCAUUUUCAACAAGUCGGUGGAGAGGCAGUUCGCUGACUUUUUGGGGGGGUUUUCGCAAGGCUGCCCAAAUGGAUUGUGGAAGAUGUUUCUCCCAGAAGAGCUGAUGGCCCUUCUGAGUGGAAACGUUGACUAUGUGUGGGAGGAGCUGGAGAAGAAUGCUAUAUAUGAGGGAUAUACGCCCACAGACGAGAACAUCAAAAACUUCUGGACUGUCUUCUUUGAACUGUCUGAGGAGGAAAAGAAGAAUUUUCUGUCCUACAUGACAGGAAGCAACCGGCUGCCCAUCGAGGGUCUGGCAAAAAUGAAGAUCACUAUUGUGAACCAAAACAUGCCCAACCCUGAUGAUUUUUAUCCGUUUGCAAACACCUGCUCUUGCCUCCUAUCCCUUCCAAAUUACAGCAGCAUUGAUAUUCUGAGAGAGAAGUUUGUCCAUGCAAUCUCUUUUUACGAGGGAUUUGGACAAGGUUGAAGUGUCACAUGAAGAUAAAGACAGUAAUCCUUCAACUGCUGAGGUUUCACACAAUGGCCACCAGAGCGGCGACGUUCUCGUCACUUUUGAACAGUCUUUAUCUGUGUCUGUCAUCUCUGGUCUAAUUUUCAGGUCAGAGCAAGCAAGGACAGCUCUGGGUUUUUUUCUUUAGAAUUUCUCCUUUCUACCAUGCAACUGUGAUUAGAAUGGUGAACAAAAUAACAAAACAAAAUUUUAUACACUUCAGUAGAGCGUUAAUUCAGUUAUUUAUUAUGAAUUAUUUUGAAUGAUUUCAUUAUUCUUCUUUCUUUAUUAGUAAUUGAUAUUUUCAGUUUAUUCCAUUGGUUCAUUUUGAAUAUUGUAUUUCCACGAUAAUGUGAACCUGUUGGUGUUUACCGUUCUUGGCUCAAUGGCGUAGUUCCAGUGCCUUUUUCUGUUUGUCUGCAAGAGGCAAGAACUAUUUUUGAGAUUGCAUAGCAGCGUGUGUCCCAAAGCAGCCUAUCAGCUUUGUGGUAAAACACAAGUGUGCAGAGUUGAAGCUGUGGAUUGAAGACAUGCCUGAGAAGCCUGCCAUUGGCUUAACCUCUGCUAUCUUUUAUCUGUACCCAUGUUUCCGGAGGUUCAGUUUCUGUGUCAUUCUGUAUGAAACCUAAAGGUUUACUUUACUGCAUAGUGUUAUGGACCAUUCAGAUUCCAUACAGGCUGUAACAUAUGAUGCAGAGGCAGUAUAUUAAAAAUGCGACUUAAAAUUUGCAUGACCAUUUCGGUGUAAAAUAAUCUAGCAUGCUAUAAUAUACCAAUGCUAUUCUGCUAUUGCAGUAAGGCUCUGGACCAGUAAGUUAUAUAGCUUGCCUGCUGUAUAUAAUGUAUAUAUUCAGUGUAAAAUAAGAAUUUUACUCUGUAUAGUUAAUGUUUUCUUUGGUGUCUGAGCUUUAACAUGAAUCUCCCUGGUGUCACCACACUGGAGAGCCAAUCUGAUCACAGGGCUAAAUCCAUAUAAUGCUCCCUUUUUAGAAAUGAAAUGUUUGGGUGUAUGUAUGAUGAACAUAAGCUUUUGUCAUGGAAUAUUAGCCUCCUUCUUAUGUAUGAAAUUUUCAUGUUUUUGAUAUUGGAAACAUAUGUGGUUGUAAAUUGCUGUUAAUGGGGAAGCUAAUAAAUCAUUGAUUCCAACUGGAA
Messenger RNA from Anguilla rostrata (American eel), 4693 nucleotides. RefSeq names its product probable E3 ubiquitin-protein ligase HERC3. Gene Ontology annotation, biological process: ubiquitin-dependent protein catabolic process; protein ubiquitination. Gene Ontology annotation, molecular function: ubiquitin protein ligase activity. Gene Ontology annotation, cellular component: cytoplasm. NCBI's taxonomy places the organism in Eukaryota, Metazoa, Chordata, Actinopteri, Anguilliformes, Anguillidae. The record is from RefSeq and is a predicted model, not a curated record. The transcript has 23 exons. Bases 629 to 3517 code for a protein of 962 amino acids.